UACCUACAUCAAGUUGAUUAGACCGAUUAAAAUAUAUGUCUAUUGCGAAAAAAAACGGAGAAUAAGGGAAGGAAGUGCUUCACAACACGCAUGUGCGAUUCAUGCUGUUUGCUGAUAAGAGAGUUAUAAAGAUUAUUCCUUGAGCAUCUCGCUUCAUUGUUCACGUUUCCUGGCUGAUUGAAGGAAUGUCCAAGUUUAAAUCGCUCAUUCGUCCUGCUGUCCUUUUAACACAAGUGGCUUUGCGCCCUUAUGCAGCUUCAAUAACCGUAAAUGUUCACCGCGGUGUUCACAGCCAGAAGCAUGAGGAAACGCGCGAGGGGGUUAAACGAGAGGUCGAGGAGGUGCGCAUUCCGGUUCCGUACGGGGAAAUUGCUGGUAAAUGGUGGGGACCAAAGGACGUACGUCCGGUCGUAUGUUUGCAUGGUUGGCAGGACAAUGCAGGAACUUUCGACCGAUUAAUACCGCUCCUACCACAGCACAUUAGUUUUCUUGCUAUUGACUUCCCUGGACACGGGUUGUCCUCAAGAAUUCCUGACGGAAUGACUUAUCACACACUCGACAGUGUCUAUUUGCUAAAGCUUAUUAUGCAGGAGUAUCAUUGGAAGAAAAUCUCAUUCCUGAGCCAUUCGAUGGGCUCACUCGUUGGUAUGAUUUUCUCGUCUAUUUUUCCGGACAAGAUUGAUUUUCUUGUGGGAAUCGACGCACUGAAGCCACACAUUGCUGAUCCAGCAAAAAUUGGACCACGUUUGGAGAAGAAAAUACCUCAGAUGCUCGUAGCGGACAUAAGAAAUCGCGAGAAAUCCGAACCACCUAGCUAUGCGUUCGAGGAACUUGUUGAGCGCUUACAUCACGGGACGAAUAAAUCGGUAAGCAAAGAAGCCGCACCGUAUCUGCUGAAUCGUAAUAUCAAAAAAUCUACAAUGCACCCGGAUAAGUACUACUUCACGCGAGACAGUCGACUGAAGUACAGCGUCGGGGUUGGCUGGAGUCAGGAUGUGAAUCUGGAGCUUGCCAAACGGAUGACAAUGCCGUACAUGUUUAUCAAAGCACUGCAUUCGCCGUACUACGAGGAGAAGAAGUACUUCGAACAGUACAUAAAUGUCGUGAAGGAAGUGAACCCGAAAUUCGAGCUCGAAUUUGUGGACAGUACGCAUCAUCUACAUCUGACUGAACCGGAGAAGGUUGCCCCGUUGGUUACGAAGUUUUUAUGUAAAUACUGGAACAAGGAAGCAGAUCUUGGCCAUAAGUAGCUCGAUAUUGUUUUACGAUAGAAUAAAAUUAUUUAAAUUUUGUUUUGUUUCAAAAUGUUCUGAGGAAAAUUACAGUAUAGUUCAGCCGUACUUUCUAUGUCCGUAAACUUGAAAGCCUCUAAGGACUGUGCGACAAAAAGUCGAUUUAAAAUCACGGAAUUAAAAGAAUAAAACGUUCAAAAUGUCUGUUAAAGUAUCCUAGAUUGCAGGUGUUUUUUCUUCAAGUUCUAAUAUUCAUCAUUGCAGCGUUAGGUAAUAUAUAACAUUGGUUAUAAUAUUCAUUUAAAGG
This is a messenger RNA of Sabethes cyaneus, 1539 nucleotides long. RefSeq names its product probable serine hydrolase. The transcript is spliced from 3 exons. Bases 186 to 1250 code for a protein of 354 amino acids. Lineage: Eukaryota; Metazoa; Arthropoda; Insecta; Diptera; Culicidae. The record is from RefSeq and is a predicted model, not a curated record.